Cladophialophora psammophila CBS 110553 is the source of this 561-nucleotide messenger RNA. RefSeq lists its product as uncharacterized. The record is from RefSeq and is a predicted model, not a curated record. The coding region runs from base 1 to 561 and encodes 186 amino acids. Lineage: Eukaryota; Fungi; Ascomycota; Eurotiomycetes; Chaetothyriales; Herpotrichiellaceae. The transcript has a single exon.
AUGUAUACUCCAGUGCUUUCUCGGAAGCACCUCGACGAAACGCCGGCCGUAAAACCGUCAGCCCGUCUGCGGAAGCCCGUCUGCACCAAGCGAAAAAGAGAGGAUAAGAUCACCGACCCGUUGAUGCCGGGAGUUUACGUCUUGGACUUGUCAGAAGAGAUGCCGCAGAAAAAAGCACGCAGAGAUGACGACGAUACCAACAUGUUGGCAGAGACGUUGGAGAGCCCCGGCUUCGACAACGAACCCUUCACCAAUCUCGAUACACACAGCGACAUUCAAGCCAGCAGUGGCAGCUCGGAUUGCGGUGAGAGUUACGAAAUUUUCUCUGCGGGCCCUCUCUCAGACACUAUUACAACACCAAACUCGCCAGCCUCCUUGGACUUUGACUCUGACAGCACGCUCGUCGACCCUGCCUUGCUAGCCGGCGCAGAAGAGGACCGUUCCCGAGGCUGGGAGACUUCUGAUGACGUUGAUGAGACAGGAUGGGACUUCAUGACGGGGGUAGAGACCAGUGCAUAUGCACCAAUGAACGAAUUGGACCGCGUGGAAAAUGGGGAAUAG